GCCAGGCAGCAAUUCGGGGCCUGGUUGCAGAAGGUCGUCGUUUAGCCAAUGUCAUGAUUGGACCUUAUCGCCAGGACCUGCUUGCCAAAUGUGACCGUGUGGACCAGCUGGCUGCUCAGCUUGCUGACCUGGCAGCAAGAGGGGAGGGAGAGUCUCCUCAGGCCAGGGCAAUUGCUGCUCAGCUUCAGGAGUCACUGAAGGAUCUUAAAACACGAAUGCAAGAGGCAAUGACCCAAGAGGUUUCCGAUGUUUUUAGUGACACCACAACUCCUAUUAAACUGCUAGCAGUAGCAGCCACUGCUCCUUCUGAUGCUCCCAAUAGAGAUGAGGUGUUUGAUGAAAGAGCGGCAAACUUUGAAAACCAUGCUGCUAGACUGGGAGCUACAGCAGAAAAAGCAGCUGCAGUUGGGACUGCGAAUAAAACCACUGUGGAGGGCAUUCAAGCAACAGUGAAAUCAGCAAGGGAACUUACCCCACAGGUGGUAUCAGCUGCUCGUAUCCUCCUGAGAAAUCCUGGAAAUCAAGCUGCUUACGAACAUUUUGAAACCAUGAAAAACCAAUGGAUUGAUAAUGUAGAAAAAAUGACAGGGUUGGUGGAUGAAGCCAUCGAUACUAAAUCUUUGUUGGAUGCAUCAGAAGAGGCUAUUAAGAAAGACCUUGAUAAAUGUAAAGUUGCGAUGGCAAAUAUUCAACCUCAGAUGCUGGUAGCUGGUGCCACCAGCAUUGCUAGACGAGCAAACCGCAUCCUACUGGUAGCAAAACGGGAGGUUGAAAAUUCAGAAGACCCUAAAUUCCGUGAGGCUGUUAAAGCAGCCUCUGAUGAGCUAAGCAAAACUAUAUCGCCAAUGGUAAUGGAUGCUAAAGCUGUGGCAGGAAACAUUUCUGAUCCUG
This is a messenger RNA of Mesitornis unicolor (brown roatelo), 891 nucleotides long. RefSeq names its product vinculin. Gene Ontology annotation, molecular function: actin filament binding. Lineage: Eukaryota; Metazoa; Chordata; Aves; Mesitornithiformes; Mesitornithidae. The record is from RefSeq and is a predicted model, not a curated record. The annotation marks the transcript as partial. Gene Ontology annotation, biological process: cell adhesion. The transcript has 5 exons.